AUGGAUGGGGGGGUUGAGGUGAGGCAAGAUCUUUGCAACAAAAAGAUCUGCAGCCAGUUGGCUGCUGUCUCUUUGCCUUUGCUUAACCAAGGGAUCUCAGGGGACAUUGUUGUCAAGAAGUCAAAAAAUUCAGAUAUUGCCUCUUCUAUGUUCUUUCCUCUUGAACCGCCAUCAUCAAUGCUAACUGUAACUGAACGAAGAACGAUAUACAAAGAAAAAUAUGAUUGUGUAGAUUUCUACAAACAGCCAGCGUUUGAUCAUCAUGCCUUGAAGAAUCAUAAUUUUCAUCCUGAGAUGAGAAUGAGUCAAGAUCCUAAGGGAAGAAUAUAUGAAGAUUCUUUGACUACCCAAGAAUCAUUCACUAAUAUAUGGAAAAACGGUAAAGGAUGUCCUACCGGUACUGUUCCUAUCAAGAGAAAAACUAAAGAUGAUCUCAUCAAAAUCCGAAUGGCCACAGAAAUAUACGAUGAAUCAUAUAAGCCCCUCACAAUUCAGGAACCAGGCACACAUUAUGCUAUAUUGUACACAAAUCCUAGCACGGGAAAGAAGUUCAAUGGAGGAGGAUUUGAAACCACUGUAUACAACCCACAACCUGUUACUGGCUCUCAAUACAGCUCUUCUCAAAUAAAGAUCACAAAUGGUGGAGAUAGUAUAGAAGUUGGAUGGACGAGUCUGAAUUGA
Tripterygium wilfordii is the source of this 681-nucleotide messenger RNA. RefSeq lists its product as uncharacterized. The coding region runs from base 1 to 681 and encodes 226 amino acids. The record is from RefSeq and is a predicted model, not a curated record. Lineage: Eukaryota; Viridiplantae; Streptophyta; Magnoliopsida; Celastrales; Celastraceae. The transcript has 6 exons.